Messenger RNA from Camelus dromedarius (Arabian camel), 2205 nucleotides. It is a transcript of the gene ACSM1, whose product is annotated as acyl-CoA synthetase medium chain family member 1. The transcript is spliced from 14 exons. Gene Ontology annotation, cellular component: mitochondrial matrix. NCBI's taxonomy places the organism in Eukaryota, Metazoa, Chordata, Mammalia, Artiodactyla, Camelidae. Gene Ontology annotation, biological process: fatty acid biosynthetic process; acyl-CoA metabolic process. The coding region runs from base 221 to 1954 and encodes 577 amino acids. The record is from RefSeq and is a predicted model, not a curated record. Gene Ontology annotation, molecular function: fatty-acyl-CoA synthase activity; fatty acid ligase activity.
GUGGCCAGGAAGUAAGUUCUGUUAUAUGAACACUCCUGGAAACUUCUGAUCAGAGAGAACUGAACGUGCAAAGUCCCAGUCCAAGACCUAGCCCAAGUGUUUCAUAGACAGUAUCAGAGGAAAUUCCUGCUCCAGCGAUCAACCUAUUCGCCAUCUCUUCCCAAGGCAGGUGGUGAGCUGAGAAUUCUGUGCCUGCUUCCUGAGGACUGCUCCACCCACCAUGCAAUGGCUAAUGAACUUCCGAGUCCUCCGGGGCAUCCUCAAAUCCUUCCAUGGCUUCCACCCUGCCCCUCAGCGCCUGUGCAGCCGGUUUUUAUCAGGACCUGGAGCCCCCAGCUGGAAUGACUACGUUAGACCCAAGGAAUUUAAUUUUGCAAGUUAUGUAUUAGAUUACUGGGCUCAAAUGGAGAUGGAGGGCAAGAGAGGUCCCAACCCAGCCCUGUGGUGGGUGAAUAAUCAAGGGGAUGAACUGAAGUGGAGCUUCAGAGAGAUGACAGACUUAACCCGUCGUACGGCCAACGUCUUGACACAGACCUGUGGUCUGCAGGAGGGAGACUAUCUAGCCUUGAUUCUACCUCGAGUGCCCGAGUGGUGGCUGGUGGCCGUAGGCUGCAUCCGAACAGGGAUCAUCUUCAUGCCAGGGACCACCCAGAUGAAGGCCAAAGAUAUUGUCUACCGACUACAAGCCUCUAAAGCUAAGGGCAUCGUGACCACGGAUACGCUUGCUCCAGUGGUGGAUUCUCUGGCCUCUGAGUAUCCUGGUCUGAAAACCAAGCUCCUGGUGUCCGACCAGAGCUGUAAAGGGUGGCUGGACUUCCGAUCAUUGAUUAAAUCAGCAUCUCCAGAUCACGUUUGUAUUAAGUCAAAGACCCUGGACCCAAUGGCUGUCUUCUUCACCAGUGGGACCUCAGGCCUCCCCAAGAUGACAAAACACAGCCAUGGACUUGCUUUACGAUCCUUCUUACCUUCCUGCAGGCAAUUUCUGAAGCUGAAGACGUCUGAUGUCUUCUGGUGCCCGACAGACACAGGCUGGAUUAUGUCUAUGCUGGGGUCUCUGCUUGAACCAUGGACAGCAGGGUCUACAGUCUUUGUCCAUCAUCUGAGCCCGUUUGACCCCAAGAACAUGAUACAGACAUUUUUCAAAUACCCCAUUACCUACUGCCUUGCUGCACCCUCUGUGUUUCGAAUGAUUCUGCAGCAGAAUCCCACCAGCCUCAGGUUCCCCACCCUGGAGCACUGUUGCGCUGGGGGAGAGGCCCUGCUGCCCGAGGAACAAGAACAGUGGAGGAAACAGACAGGGAUUCUGCUCUACCAGGCCUACGGACAGUCAGAAACGGGAGUAACUUGUGGCAUUUUCCGGGGGAUGAAGAUCAAGCCAGGUUCCAUGGGGAAGGCCAUCCCACCCUUCGACAUUCAGAUCAUUGAUGACAAGGGUAACAUCCUGCCACCUGACACCGAAGGCAACCUUGGCAUCAGGAUCAAGCCCGUCAAGCCCUUGGGCCUCUUCAUGUGCUAUGAGAAUGACCCAGUGAAGACAGAGGAAGUGGAGUGUGGGGACUUUUACAACACUGGGGACAGAGCAACUGUUGAUACAGAGGGCUACUUCUUUUUCCUGGGGAGGGCGGAUGAUAUCAUCAACGCAUCCGGGUACCGUAUCGGGCCAUCGGAAGUGGAGAAUGCCCUGGCGGAGCACCCAGCGGUGGCUGAGUCCGCUGUGGUGAGCAGCCCGGACCCGAUUCGAGGGGAGGUAGUGAAGGCAUUUAUUGUCUUGACCCCGAAAUUCCUGUCCCAUGAUCGAGACCAGCUCACCAAGGAGUUGCAGCAGCACGUGAAGUCAGUCACAGCCCCGUACAAGUACCCCAGGAAGGUGGAGUUUGUCCCAGUGCUGCCUAAAACCAUUACUGGCAAGAUUAAAAGAAGUGAACUUCGGAAGAAGGAGUUUGGUCAGAUGUAAUUGGCAAUUAACUCAGAAGCCACUGUGUGAUUUUGGCCAAGUCCCUGGCUGCUUCAAUUUCCCCACGAUGGUGACAGUGAGGAUAGAGAGUUGACUUGUAAGAGAAUUAGGAGUGCCAACCUUCAAGCAUUCCUGUUCUUUUAAAUUAAUGUCAGUCACUACCCUUCACCUAAGUCCCCUGUUCCUUUCAGAUCGCCCAAGUGAGUGCUCACAUUGUGGCUGGAGGCAAUAAAAUACUGACAUUGCAUCAA